Vigna angularis (adzuki bean) is the source of this 636-nucleotide messenger RNA. RefSeq lists its product as uncharacterized. The record is from RefSeq and is a predicted model, not a curated record. Lineage: Eukaryota; Viridiplantae; Streptophyta; Magnoliopsida; Fabales; Fabaceae. The transcript is spliced from 3 exons. Bases 1 to 636 code for a protein of 211 amino acids.
AUGCAAGAGAUGGUCGACAAUGUUCUUCGUCGCCACGCUGAACAAGAAGCAAACGAUAGUCAUUAUGAAGAGCCUCCAAAUGAAACCACUCAGAGGUUUUUCAAUUUACUGACAGAGGAAAAUCUACCUGUAUUUGAAGGUUCAACUGAGUCAAAAUUAUUAGUGUGCAUUAGACUCAUGGCUGGCAAAUCUAAUUGGAACGUGCCCAUUGAAGCAGCGGACUUUUAUACAAAAUUGAUCUCAUUUCUUGUAGCUGAGCAAGUCGCAGAAGGAAAUGCUUCUGCUAGAAUACACUCUGAGUUUUCCCAAUGGUUUAGAAAUCAGCUUGUUACCCAUGCAGUACACCCUUCUCCUACUCCUGCAGCACAUCCUUCUACUACCCCUACAGCAGACCCUCUUCCUCCUCCUGUGAUUAUAACCCCCUCUCCUCCCCCUGUGAUUAUAACCCCCACUCCUCCCCCUGUGCUUAUUACCUCCACUCCUCUCCCUGACCCUACUUUUAUACCUUCCUCAUCUUCUAUACCGUCUUCUGAGACUGUCACACCAUUCGCUAAUCCAGAUUCAAGUGGUGAUGGUGAAGGUAUUGACCCACCCAUGGCUGAUCGACCACGGAUUGAGCCGUAUGGUAAAGGGUAA